Molecule: messenger RNA, 5010 nt
Organism: Coffea arabica (coffee)
Lineage: Eukaryota; Viridiplantae; Streptophyta; Magnoliopsida; Gentianales; Rubiaceae
Source: RefSeq, a predicted model, not a curated record
AGAGAGAAGCCAAAAGAGACGAUCACUAAUUUGCUACAUAAAAAAUAUAUAUACGAGGGAAUGGACGAAACUUCGUCCAUGUUUCCUCCUCAGUGGUGGUGAUCAAACACGGUAAAUUCGAAGGAAAGUGCUAUUUCUUCUCUAUCUCAAAUAUGUAUAAAUACAGGCAGUGACAUCAAUCUGAUACUCAAGAAUAAACUGACAACGUUCAAAACUACCUCUUUUUGUCCCCCACAAAAAAAAAAAAUCAAUAAUGAGCGACACUUCAGAAGCAAGUUUCAAUGCUGUCGAGUCGCCACUACUUCCCACUCGAGCCCAGAAGAGGUGCCAAGUCCAGAAGAGGUGGCGAGUCAUAUCUAUCACCGUCCGGAGCAUCAGACGCUUCUCUUCUGUAAAAGAGGAAGUAGUAGUCAACGACGGAGUAGAGUUGACACCCAUAGUUUUCGAUGCCCAGAAGAGGUUGCGGGCAUUUUGGACAACGCUCUAUAGCAUCAAUGCCUUCUGUCGAGCAAAAGAUAUUGCACCUGGGAACCAAAGCGGGCUGUUGGACAAUCCUUUACCAUCUCCGUUUGAUACAGUUAUCGAUGUUAUUCCAGAACGCUUAUCUGAGCCUACUCCCGUGAAAAAAAUUGUUACACCAGAAUGCCUAUCUGAGCUUGCCCGCCACAAAAACAUCGAGCAGCUUCAUCAGCUUGGAGGCGUUCCAGGAGUUGCCUCAUAUCUCAAAUCCGAUGCUGAAAGCGGUAUCCAAGGUGAUGAUGAGGAAAUUGCACGUAGGCGCCAUAACUUUGGUUCAAACACUAUCCAGAAGCCAACUCCAAAAACUUUACCCAUUGUGCUUGAGACCGUCAGAGAUCCCAUCAUUAUUAUCCUACUUGUCUGUGCAACACUUUCAGUCUGUUUUGGUAUAACACGUCAUGGGCGGAGAGGAUGGUCUGAUGGGGGAAGCAUAUUUGUCGCUGUCAUUCUUGUGAUCAUGGUGACUGCCACGAGUAACCUCUGGCCAAGAAGACAAUUCUUUAAGCUAUGGAAAGCUCGUGACAAAUUCUCCGUCUCCGUCAUCAGAAAUGGGCAACAGAUGCGCAUCUCAGUGUUUGAAGCCGUUGUUGGGGAUAUUAUUUGUUUGAAGACUGGAGACCAAGUUCCUGCUGAUGGCUUAUUCAUAGAUGGGAACCCUUUACAGGUGAACGAGUCAUGCAUCGCAGCUUGGAGGGAAUCAGUCGAAAUCAAUGAAAGCUGUAAUCCAUUCUUUCUCUCUGGCACGAAGGUGAUCAACGGUUCUGCUCGAAUGCUUGUGACUGCAGUCGGCAUCAACACAGAAUGGGGGAAGAUGCUGAGCUCAAAAAGCUAUGAUAUUGAGGAAAGAACUCCAUUACAAAGGAAGCUACGUGAGCUGACGAUACAAAUAUCUAAAGUCGGUUUAAUGGUUGCUUCCUUGGUGCUGGUAGUACUGCUUGUUCGUUACUUUGUCGGGAAUAUGCGGAAUGAGGAUGGAAAAUCAGACUUCACUGCAGGGAAGACAAAUAUCCAUGAAGUCUGCAAUGAUCUGAUAGGGAUCCUAGCCACCCCAGUUGCUAUUGCUGCAACUGCCAUCCCUGAAGGUUUGCUCCUAGCUGUCAUGAUAACCAUUGCUUACUCAACCAACAGGAUGGCAUCUCAAAAGGCACUAGUAAGAAAUCUUUCAGCCUGUGAAGCAGUUGGUUCCGCAGAUGUAAUCUGCACAGAUGAAAGAGGAAGUCUUACCUUGAAUCAUCUGAUAGUAAGCCAAUUUUGUUUCGGCAACAAGCUUCUCAAUGCAGGAACUUCCUCAAUCAUCCCAAGAAAUGUUCUUGGACUGCUCCGUGAAGGUAUGCUUUUAAGAAGCACUGAAGCCUCAUCAGGAUCUCCCAUUGAACUUUUUGAGAGUCAAGUUCACAGUACAAUUCAGGCGUGGAGUGUCCAAGAUAUGGGAGUCAAUGUUGAACAAGUUCGAGCAAAUUGUGCCGUUCACAGUCCAGAAAGCUUCAAUUCUGAGAACACUCAAAGUAGCAUAUGGAUCAAGAGGAAUACCAGUGAUACUAUUCAUGUGCACCAGAAAGGCCAACCAAAAAUCAUACUGGCCACGUGCUCGCAAUAUUAUGAUGAAGAUGGGAUCGUCCAACCUAUGUCUAUUGAUGCAAAAAGAAACUUGGAGCAAAUAUUUCAGAAGAUGAAGUCUAAUGGUCUCAGUUGCGUAGCUUUUGCACAUAAAGAAGUGUCAGAAGAACAUAGUGAUGAAAACUCAGCUUUCAUAGGGUGCCUAGGCUUGAAAUGCCCAUGUCGGCCAGAGGUACAAAAGGCUGUGAUGGACUGCCGGGAAGCAGAAGUGGACAUCAAACUGGUCACAAGAAAUGAUCUUCCCACUGCUAGAGCCAUAGCCAUUGAAUGUGGUAUUAUUGAUCCAACUCAAGAUGAGACAACAGAUGAAUUAGUGGACCGUCAAAGCUUGCAAAGUAAUGCAGAAACAGAGAUAAAAGAGAAAUGUGGCACAAUCCGUGUGAUGGCACGAGCUUCUACUUUGGAUAAACUUCACAUGGUCCAAGGCUUGAAAGAGAGAGGCCACGUCGUUGCAGUUACUGGACAUAGCAUAGGGGACGCAACUGUGCUAAGGGAAGCUGAUGCAGGUCUCUCUCUGGGAAUUCAAGGGACUAGCCAAGCAAAGGAGAACUCGGAUAUUAUCAUUUUGGAUGAUAAUUUUGUUUCUGUAGCCAGAGUAUUGAGGUGGGGUAGAGGUAUGUAUCACAAAAUCCAGAUGUACGCACAGUUCCAACUUUCUGUUAGCAUUGCUUGUCUUGUGAUAGACUUCGUAACAGCAGUUUCUGCUAAAGAACCUCCGACUAUCAAUAUUGUUGCAGCCAUUUCAUCAGGUAAAGUCCCAUAUGCAGCAUUUCAAGUACUAUGGGUGAAGUUGAUAGUUGGUGCAUUGGCUGCGCUUGCUAUCACCAUUGAGGAACCACCAGAAGAGCUCAGACAAUUGCCACCAGUCAACCAGAAGCGUCCAUUUAUAACCAGCAUCAUGUGGAAGAAUAUAGUGGGACAAGCUGUCUAUCCUAUCAUUGUUCUCCUGACCAUACAGUUCAAAGGUCAAUCAACCUUCAACCUGGAUGCCAAAAUAAAGGAUACCAUGAUCUUCAACAUCCUUGUUCUCUGGGAGAUCUUUGUCAUAUUCAACACGAAAAGAGUUGAAGGAAACUUCUUCAAAGGGAUACAUAAAAGGAAAAUGUUUUGGGGUGUAAUCCUAGCGAUAAUUCUACUGCAGGUAUUGAUUGUGGAACUGUUAAAGGAGUUAGCAGAUACAAAGCAACUGUCUUGGAAGCAAUGGAUUAUAUGCAUUGGAAUUGCUGUCCUAGCUUGGCCAAUUGGGUGGCUAGUCGAGAGGAUAAAAUAUCCAUUUUCUUCACAUUUAUAAGCUGCUGGAGUAAAACUCAUAUGGCCCAUCUGAUAAGUAUUUAUUAGCAAAGUUAAUCUUCUGUAAUUUCAACUGUUAGGUUGAGCUAUCUGUAAAUUUUUCUGCUGUUUGCUUAUCUUUAGUAUCCUAGGUACGGAAACAUAGUGGCUUAGAGACCUCAGUAUAGCUUAACCAACCCUUUGCUGUUUUUAUACCACUUGAGAAAAUAAUCAGUAACAAAUAUCAUUAAUGUCUGAUAUUUUUCAUUUCUCAUGCUCAAUAAUUGACGUUUUACAAAUCAACACCACUGAUGACAUAGGUUUUGCUGUGUAGUCUAUCAUGUUCUACUAGAGGUGCUGUGGAUUACACAGUAAACUGAUAUAAUUAAUGCAUGUGGUGCAUCUUGCACAGCAGUGGUCUAGAGUUGAAAGAGGAAACCAAUUCCUCAAGAUCUAAGUUAACUCCCAGAUGCUAAGUCAUAAAAUACAUGAAAGGAUUGAAAUAGUUAAAUUUAUAUAAGCUUUCAUAUUUCUUUGCUUUAUACGGACUGUAGAACAGGAACAAUUCUGACACUCAAUUGUCUCACGAAAUUUACUAAGAAAGUUGGGUUAAUGGAAAUAUAUAGAACUUAAAAGAACUGAUUGCAAGAAAGUAAACUACAUUUUACAGAAAGAAGAUAGACAGGGCAAUAUGUGCGUCCAAAUAAGUGGGCAGAACAGGAAGAUCAUCGACUAGGAUACUCUGAAAGUGGAAAAGAGUAAUCAUGAACCUUACAGCAACUCAAAAUGGUAAAUUUUUUAAUAUCAGAAGCUGCAGUUGUGGAUUCAUAAGUCCUAUGCAAUACAAGAGAUUCUACUAAGGUUUUCCAACAUCAUCUUUCGCUUUUAGACAUUUUGACAUACCUUAAUUGUGAUCUUUAUUCAUUUUAUUGACCAGUAGGUUUGAACUGUUUAGAACCAAGUUAACCAAGGUCUUCUAUAUCAAGGUAAAGACAGCCUGCGUCAUUCAGUAUCUUCUAUAUACCAUUUUCAUGAAGAAAUUUGAACUCUUGGUGAAUUCCGUUUCUUCUUUGGCUUUAACAUGUGGAAACCUCACCUUUUCUUCAUACAUAUCUAGGAUUGAUGUAACUUAUUUGCUGACAGCAGAAUCAGAGAAAAAUGCCCUGCUGAUGCUCCUCACAGAAAGCUUAAGAGGAACAUAGGAUGGAUUGUAAACAAGUAUCAUAUAAGGACAAUUUGCUUCGUGCCAUCUUAUUGAAAAACCUAUCCAAACUCACCUAGUUCAGGGCAGAUUUAGAGUCAGGCACCAGAUUCAAUUUGUAACGAAGACUCUGGUGAAGAAGUUAAACUGCCGUUGCAGUUGAAAACCAUGAACGUCUAAUCCGUCUGGUUCCACGGAUUCAUUAAUUGAUCCAUGAUCUUAUUACCUAGACUAGAUUACAUACUGGCUAUAAGAGAACCAAGUUCACAAGACACAAGUUCAAAGGUGCAGCCAACGUUUAACAGCCGUCCAAUCCAACAAAAUGUGCAAAAACCCAAUUCAUUCUCCUAAAUUGAUUUGGUUAACAUGACAGCCUAUGUAUCAGAAAAUAUUUAAAAAAAAAA